AUGAUUCUAUCCUACUUUUAUCUUCUUGCGAUAGCGACCGCUAGUGCUAUCAAAGGAUGUGCUUUCCAGAAUGCAUUCAAGACAGGAAUGGAUGUUACAAUCUAUAAUUACACUCGUUACUCCAAGGAUGGCUGGGAACCUGAAUUUUUCGAAGGCGGCUAUGCCAAAGGCGGUGCUUUCGCUUAUGUGCCACAUUUGACGGAUAUGGCGUUGUCGCUUGACCCAUUCGAAAACGAGAUAAGAGACUUUUUUGGAAUUCAUAUGCAUCGAACCAAUUUCACACUUCAGUUUGAUGGAUACUUCAGAGCUAACGAAACAGGUGAAUACACUAUACAUACGAGAACAGUGAAUGGCGCCCAGGUCCGCUUCGGUGCCGAGGGACCGUGUUGUGAAGAUCCCAAGUUAGGGCUUGCGAAGAAAGAACUCUUUACUAUUAUGAACGAGCCUCAUAAGCAUGAACACCUCACCAAAUCAGCUAAAGUCAACUUGGUAAAGGGCGAAUAUUAUCCUUAUAAGGUUGUCUGGUUCAAUCAAAACGGAGAAUUUUAUCUCGAUAUUCAAGCAACCACUCCAUCAGGAGAGAAGGUAUACGUCCACGAUCAUUCAUAUACUGCUCAAACCGAGAAAAGCUUUAUCGACUUAUGUCCUCAGCCUCCUAUGUCUUCAAGAACGGUUACGGGUAACGUCAAGACUCCGCAAACCACUACGACUACGAUGGAUCACACGCCUGUGGAGGUCGUCACAGUACCCACAGUUACUACUACUGUCCUUCUUACGGAAUCUUGCGAUGAAUGCUCCCGUACGUCUACCAUGCUGUCAUCCUCCAAACCGCAGUCUCCUUUACCUACUGAAACUGUUACUUACACUGAGACUGGCGAUUUCCUGAGUACCUUCACCAAGACAGCAUUACACAAUGGCAAGGUUAUCGAAGUUAUUGCUGUUCCCUACCCGACGUCAUCUUCGGCUCCUUCAGGGCCUGUUUCUACUACGAGGAUUACCAGGACAGGUACUGUUACUGAAACCGUCACAAGAACAAUUCCUUGCUCAAAAGGCGGGACUGAAACCAUUGUUGUUGAAGUCCCCACUUCUUAUACUACGAUGACUUCUACUUGGACUGGUGACUACACAAGAACUGAAACUUUGAGUGCUGGAGACGGUGAAACUGCAAUUGUUGUUGUUGAGGUCCCAAGGUCGUAUACCACUAUGACUUCCACCUGGACCGGUGAAUAUACCAGAACCGAAAUUUUAAGUGCUGGUGAAGGUGAGACCGCAACUGUCGUUGUCGAAGUGCCAACGUCUUAUACGACAAUGACAUCUACCUGGACUGGUGAUUAUACUAGAACUGAGACUUUGAGCGCUGGAAACGGUGAGACACCUGUUGUUAUUAUUGAAGUUCCUGCUACUUAUACUACGAUGACUUCCACUUGGUCAGGCGACUAUACCAGAACUGAAACUUUGACUUCUGGUCACGGCGAGACUCCAAUUGUCAUUAUUGAGGUUCCUACUUCUUACACCACAAUGACAAGUACUUGGUCUGGAGAAUAUACUAGAACCGAAACAUUGAGUGCUGAAGAGGGCGAGACUCCAGUUGUUAUUGUCGAAGUACCUGCUACAUAUACUACGAUGACGUCUACUUGGUCUGGAGAUUAUACGAGAACAGAAACUUUGAGUGCUGGACACGGCGAAACCCCAAUCGUCAUUGUGGAAGUUCCUGUGUCUUAUACUACCUUGGUUACUACUUGGACUGGCACAGAAACGUUAACUAAAACUUUGCCCACUGGCUCGGACGGAUUUGGCACUGUGAUAGUGGGCAUCCCGACAUCUUAUUCGUCGAUUGACAGCUCCACUCCUACUGUGCUGGCCUCGGAUGUUGUGAAUCACGGUACAACUUAUACCACAACAUUUGCCUCAACACAGGGUGAUGGCUCUAUUCAAACUGAUUCUGGCAUCGUCAUUAUUGCAACUCUGGACGGCUCCUGGACGACAACAACUUCUGUGUUCCCCCAUUUAGGAAGGUCUACGUUCACCACUACUAUCACUGAUGAUCAAGGUGAACCAGAAACUGAUUCGGGCGUUGUCAUCGUAACUGCUUCCGACGAGCAGUUCACAACUAUAACCUCAAUGUUUCCCCGCCCUGCGUCAUCUACUUCUUCUGAUUUCCCAGAUUAUUGGAAUAUGACUAGUUCUGAAAUUGUCUCGCAAGAGAUGGCUUCCUCAAUCAUUUCAGAAGAGCUGUCUAAUGUCGAAACCAGCUCUUUGGCACGGAAAUGUCACAAAUCCAAGACAAAGACAAAGACCACGACCAAGAAGAAGACCACUUGCUCGAAAAUCAUCUCGACUUCGUCUGAGGUAUCGAUUGAGCUGAGCAGUGUGGUCAACCCUACCACCAUGGUGACUUCAAGUGACUUCUUGACCUCGUCUUCCUCUGCCUCCUCGAGCCCUAUCCAGUCUUCUACUACAGAGGAAGAAAUUAUCUAUGAUCCUGUCCCCGAGAGCACUCCAAUUGAAUCUUCCGUCCCAAUUGCCACCACUUUGUCAUACUCCUUUAUUACUUCCCAGAAAUCGUCCAUGCCUCACCUUAGUUCGUCCCAUAGCACCUUCCUUUCCUCCACUGAAUCCUCAUCUGUGGCAAGUGAAAGCAUCACAAUUAGCUCACACCCAUCUUCAGAUACGGACCAAUUGUUCAGUUCAGUUCCAUUUGAGAGUUCUACUAGAAGCUCAGACCAUGAGCUUUCCUAUAGUUCCUCUUCAAGUGUGCAUUCCCAAGAAAACACCUAUUCCAGCUUCUCCACCGAGAUGGAAACUGGUGUAACAUCGAGCAUUAUUUUGUCAGAAUCCACUAGAGCUGUACUGCUGGUUCAUCACUCGCAGCCAAGCUCGGCUAGUUCUUUGCUUGACAUUUCUUCGAGCUCAGUGGUUCAUGCGACAAUCGAAGUCGUUGAAUCAGGAUCCUCCACUAAUGAUGCUGCUACAGGUUCCUCGAAUCCUCCAAUGAGCUCUGCAACGACUGAAUCAUCUGGAGUUACAAACGGAAAGGCGACAGAAAGUGACAUUCACUCUACCAAGAUACUGACUGACAUUGGAGACCACCUCAGUUCGUCAGCAACUGUUAUGCCCCAUUCCUCGAAUCACGACAUUGCGCUGGAGAAGAAGACCACUUCCAUGAGUGUCCCUCAAGAGCUGUCUUCAUACAUUCCGGUCCAUUCUUCAGGCAUUCCAGCCUCUUCAGAUAUCGCAGCCAGCUCUUCAGAUGCCCCAGUACGCUCUUCAGACAUUCCAGCUCAUUCCUCGGACGUUCUGUCACAUUCAUCGGACUCUCAAAUACCUUCAUCCUCGAGCAAAGCUUCUGGGCCAUCAUCUUCUGCUUCCGAAGCAGUUUAUUUGAGCUCUGCCGCAUCGAUAAUUCCACAGCCAAAAAGUGACUCCUCCAUUAGUUACGUUCAUAGCGCCAGCUCUACUAGUGUUAGAGAAGAGGAUGAAACCGUCACCUUGUCUCGCGACGUUACGAUAACGAUGCCCACAGACGGAGAGCCUACCGCUUCUCCACACAUGAAGUCUCAUUCUGAUUCGUUGAGCUCGUCUUGUUUCGGAGAGAACUGCAACAACCUGGUGCAAGAAGCUCAUACUUCGAGUGGUCUCACUUGGGGCUUGCUGGCUCAGAAUUCGACAUCCUCGUCCGCUUCAAUUGCCCAAUCUCCGGCUAUCAGUACCUACGACGGUGCAGCUCCUGAGUUCAAGCUGAGCCUUUUUGUAAGCAUGUUUGCUUUGCUUAUUCUGCUGUUUUUCUGA
Candidozyma haemuli is the source of this 3789-nucleotide messenger RNA. RefSeq lists its product as uncharacterized. Gene Ontology annotation, cellular component: fungal-type cell wall. The coding region runs from base 1 to 3789 and encodes 1262 amino acids. The record is from RefSeq and is a predicted model, not a curated record. The transcript has a single exon. Gene Ontology annotation, biological process: cell adhesion. NCBI's taxonomy places the organism in Eukaryota, Fungi, Ascomycota, Pichiomycetes, Serinales, Metschnikowiaceae.